This is a messenger RNA of Penicillium cinerascens, 3231 nucleotides long. Its product is annotated as tetratricopeptide repeat protein. The record is from RefSeq and is a predicted model, not a curated record. Bases 1 to 3231 code for a protein of 1076 amino acids. Gene Ontology annotation, molecular function: protein binding. The transcript is spliced from 5 exons. Gene Ontology annotation, cellular component: transcription factor TFIIIC complex. NCBI's taxonomy places the organism in Eukaryota, Fungi, Ascomycota, Eurotiomycetes, Eurotiales, Aspergillaceae. Gene Ontology annotation, biological process: transcription by RNA polymerase III.
AUGGCAGACUAUGAUUUUCCGAUGGAUACGUCCCCUCCGCCAGAGGGACCUGCGUACCCGGAUAUCGAUGAGACUCUGCACUACCCGUGGCAAGGAGCCCGGCAAUCAACCACCGAUCAUCAUGCUGCAUCGGUGAUUGACCCUCGUUUGUAUCAAGAUUUGUUUCCUCAGAACGAUCCGGAAAGCCAGCAAGAUUACUCAGCCGAUGAGCUAUCUGAAGGAAGCCAAGCCCCGCCUAGAGAUAUCAAUGGGGAGGAUGAAGAUUCUGAAUUUGUGUACACAGAGGAUGGGAGUGGCAGCGAUGAAGAAGAGGACGACGAGUCUCCAGAAGACGAUGACGAUGAAGAUUCAGCCGGGGCGCGGCGGCGUCGUCGCCGAGGUGGAGGUCGCUUCUCAGGUCGCUACGGCGCCCGCGGUGGCAAGGGAAUUAAAAGAGGGCCCCGUAAACCACUGGAACCCGGCCCGGAGUUCAAGAUGUAUCAUUCCGGGGCCACUGAAGCCUUCAUUGAUGGCGACUACGAGCGCGCUACCGAGCUGGUGAUGCAAGCUAUCCAGGUAAACCCUGAGAUGUUUACAGCUCAUUCAUUGCUGUCGGAGAUUUUCCUUGCUCAAGGCCAAAAAGACAAAGCCGUGGCGGCUCUCUGGAAUGGUGCUCAUACUCGACCAAAAGUUCCUUCAGUGUGGAUGAAGGUCGCUCGGCUUCUCUUGGAACGUGCAGGCGAAGAUCGACAAAGUGCUUUGCUCGACGUGAUGUAUUGCUACAGUCGUGUGAUUGAAAUUAGCCCCAAGAGCUAUAAUGUUCGAUACCAAAGGGCAGCAAUUUAUCGCGAGCUUGGGUACAACGGCCGGGCUGCCGCCGAAUACGAGCGGAUUCUAAAGGACCAACCAGACAGUCCCAGAGCUCUUCGACAUUUGGCAGAAAUCUACAUUGACCUCAACGAUGUGCCGAAGGCAAUAGAACAUUGGACGGCAAGUGUUGACCGCUAUUUGUUGCGUGACCCAGAAACAGUCCGUGAUUUCUCUUGGUCCGAUGUCAACAUCUACGCCGAGCUGUUCGGAUACGUGGGCCAACCCGACGAGGGACUCCAUGCUCUCAAAGCACUGGGAAGGUGGCUUCUUGGCCGCAAAGAUGAUGAAAUGUGGGAUGAUUUCGAGGACGAUGACCGAGAAUGGGAUCCGGAAGACUCCCCCCGCCGUAUCAAGACUGAAGGGUUCGUCCCUGGUCAAUGGCCUCGGGAUACUUAUGGUCUUGGACUUCCGCUCGAACUUCGAAUUAAAAUGGGUUUGUUUCGCUUGAGGAUGGGUGAAAGAAACCACAAUGAAGCAUUGCACCAUUUUGAAUGGCUGAACCCAGACGAUACUGCGGAAGGCGCUCGAAUCUUUGAUUAUGGUGACCUUUUCCGCGAGGUUGCAGAUGCCCUGAAGGACAUCGGAUUGCUCGACGAGGCGCUCCGUUUCUAUACUCCAAUUCAAGAAACCACGGAAUAUGCUGACAUCAGCUUUUUCAUGGCCAUGGCUGAUUGUUGCACACGGCUGGGCAAAGUGGAGGAUGCAGAGACUUGCUAUCUUACAGUUGCCGAGCAUGACCCAAAGAACAUGGAAUCGCGGGUGGAACUCGCGAGGCUUUACGAGAGCCUCGGAAUGAGCGAACAAGCCUUCAAAUUCGUUAACGAGGCUGUUCUGAUUGGCCGCCAGGAAACCAGGACCCGGCGACGGAGAAAGGACAACAGGCUUGAGCAGUUGGCUGAUGAAUUCAGGACUGGCACUGUAGCUCCGAGGCCGAUUGCGCCCAAACCCACCGAUGGACUCGCGACAUGGACAGCAACAACAACCGGCCGGAGGCGGUCACUGACCGGGGAAGCCAAUCGAACGGAAAACAUCCAGUUUCUAUACAGCAAAAUGCAACAGUUGGAGCCACUUAUCAAGGAAGGAGACACAGAAGCCAUUGAGGACUGGCUUGACAUUGCCGAUGCGCUGUUGCGUGACUUCCGGUCCAAUCGCAGUUUCUAUCCUAUUGCACGCACAAUGGAGUUCCAAGGAUAUUUGACCGAAGCGCAACGAAAGUCUGGAAAAGGCAAAGAUAUGACAAUGAUGAACGAAAUGCAAGAGAUGGCAGGGCGUUUGCAGAAAUCCCUGGGUGGUGAACCAGCAGAGGAGCCUUUACAGGACGUUGUACCGACCGACUACCACGGAAUCCCCUUUGAUGAAUGGCUGGAUAUCUUCCUUCAGUAUGCUCUCCUUGUGACUGAACAGGGUGAGCAAGGAGAAGCAUAUGAAACCCUCGAUGCCGCUGGAAAUGCCAACAUUUGGCACAAUGCCAUGCCCAAAAAGCAGUUGAUUCAUGUUUGUUGGUUCACUUGUGCACUUCGCGCCCGCGAUGAAGAAGCUCUUGUUGACCAGGCUCGUUGGUUUGUCAAGGAGUACCAAUUCGUUACCGACACGUAUCGAAUCUUUGCAAUGCUGAGUAACUUUUCUAAUAACCCGCGGAAGUCCCUCUUCAAUUCUUCCGCCAGCAUGAAGUUCAUGCUACGCCAGAUCAAGGCGAUGGAUUAUACUCUACCAGAAUUCAAUGACCGGCCCAACCGUGCCCGGCAGUCUAUCUGGAAGGAGCGUGCCUCUCUCUCGACCCGCGAUGAAGACGGCGAGCCCAAUCCAGCACAAAAACUCGAUACGGCUCUGCUUGUUCUUUACGGCCACAUGCUUUACUCUGGAGGCAGCUUCUACCCUGCCCUGAAUUACUUCUUCCGUGCAUAUGCCCUGGACGAUCAGAACCCCGCUGUUCUUCUCUCCAUUGCACUUUCCUACAUCAACCACUCCUUCAAGCGACAAUCUGAGAACCGGCAUUUCCUCAUCAUGCAAGGUCUUUCCUUCAUGGAUGAAUAUCGCCGUGUCCGAGAGAAACCCGGGACGCUCCUGCAAGAGCGUCAAGAAAUGGAAUUUAACUUUGCGCGGGUUUACCACGGUCUUGGACUGACUCAUCUGGCCGUUGAAGCAUACAAUAAGGUGCUCAAACUGGGCGAUGAAAUUCAGCGGAAUGCCCAGCAAGACACAGAUGGCAUUGAUGUGGUGAUGGGCGAAGCAAAUCAGGCUCCAGGGACCUUGACUUCUGCUUCCAAGGGAUUGGUUGAGGACUUUUCACAUGAAGCUGCUUUUGCUCUUCAGACUCUCCAUGUGCUCGCCGGCGAUGCGAAGCUUGCGAAAGCUGUCACUGACAGGUGGCUUGUCAUUUGA